Messenger RNA from Sinocyclocheilus anshuiensis, 851 nucleotides. RefSeq names its product DNA-directed RNA polymerases I, II, and III subunit RPABC1-like. The transcript has 7 exons. The coding region runs from base 75 to 707 and encodes 210 amino acids. Gene Ontology annotation, molecular function: DNA binding. The record is from RefSeq and is a predicted model, not a curated record. Gene Ontology annotation, cellular component: RNA polymerase I complex; RNA polymerase II, core complex; RNA polymerase III complex. Lineage: Eukaryota; Metazoa; Chordata; Actinopteri; Cypriniformes; Cyprinidae. Gene Ontology annotation, biological process: transcription by RNA polymerase II; tRNA transcription by RNA polymerase III; transcription elongation by RNA polymerase I.
GCACGUGACUGAUGACAGGAAGUUGAGGUUUGAAAGCAAGCAUGUUGUUUUAGAACCUUCAGUCAAACGCGCUGAUGGAUGACGAGGAGGAAACUUAUCGAUUAUGGAAAAUCCGUAAGACCAUAAUGCAGCUCUGCCAUGAUCGGGGAUAUCUGGUGACCCAAGAUGAGCUGGACCAGACCUCGGAUGAGUUUAAAGGUCAGUUUGGUGACAGGCCCAGCGAGGGUCGACCCAGACGGACAGACCUCACUGUGCUGGUGGCCCACAAUGACGACCCCACCGACCAGAUGUUCGUGUUCUUUCCAGAGGAGACGAAAGUGGGCAUCAAGACCAUUAAGAUGUACUGCCAGCGGAUGCAGGAAGAAAACAUCACUCGGGCCAUUAUCGUAGUCCAGACAGGCAUGACGCCCUCUGCUAAACAAUCUUUGGUUGAUAUGGCACCAAAAUACAUCCUGGAACAGUUUCUACAGCAAGAGCUGCUCAUAAACAUCACCGAGCACGAGUUGGUCCCUGAACACAUUGUUAUGACGAGAGAGGAAGUGACAGAGCUGCUGGCCAGAUAUAAACUCAAGGAGACACAGUUACCCAGAAUUCAGUCUAAUGAUCCCGUGGCACGCUAUUUCGGGCUGAAACGAGGGCAGGUGGUGAAGAUCAUCCGGCCGAGUGAAACAGCUGGACGCUACAUCACAUACAGACUCGUACAGUGAAGACCAGCCUCAGCGUUUUGUUAUUUUCAUUUGAUGUAAAGCUCAAGAGCUACAGAUUUGUGUUUGUCAUGUGAUGUGUUUUUUGUUUGUUUUAUAACGGAUGAUUCUUGUGAUGGACGGCAGCAAUUAUGAAUUUAGGUUUAU